CACACUCGUCGUAGCUGUUUUGCGCGGUCCGCAGUCGCCGCCGCGGACGGCCGGAGAGCCUGCCUGCCCUGCCUCACCACACGCACCCGCGUGCGUUCCUCAUCUGCGGGCCACACGUGAGCGGCCGCCAUGUGGGCGUGGUUCGUGGCCUUCAGCGUCGUGGCGGGCCUGCUGCUGGCAGACGACGGCCAGGCGGCCAACAUCCUGGCGCCCAUCUGGUUCCCCGGGCUCAGCCACUUCCUCAUGUUCCGCCCGCUCUUCCUGGAGCUGGCCGUCAGGGGGCACAACGUCACCGUGCUCGGACACCACCCGCCCAAGACUCCCAUCAAGAACUACAACUUCAUAAGUCUCCAAGGCAGGAUGCCGCAACUGCACAACAACAUGACGAUGGACUUCGUGAAGGCGCUGCAGCCCCCCUUGAAGGGCCUGGUGCUACUCAAGUCGUUCACCAAGGGCAUGUGUCUGGAGACGCUGGAUAUGCCCGAAGUGCGGCAGCUGGCCACGUCGGGCGGCCACUACGACGUCGUCAUCUCCGAGUUCUUCCACGUCGACUGCCUGGCGGCGUUCGCUCACAAGUUCGGCGCCCCCCUCGUGGGGAUCACCUCCAGCAACGCGUUGCCGACCGUCCACGACAGGGUUGGUAAUCCUGAGCAUCCUGCCUACACAGAACAAUACGACCUCGCUCUAAAGGCGCCGUUCAGCUUCUGGGAGAGAGUCUACGGCACAGUGAUGCACCAGGCGUUCCGCAUCCUGGACUGGUGGGCGACGGACGCACGCGUCGACAGCAAAGUGCGGGAAGUGUUCGGUGAGGACACGCCUCCACUAGAACACGUGUUCCGGAACACGAGCCUGGUGCUGGUGAACAGCCACUGGAGCAUGGACCAGCCUCUCCCCACAGUGCCCGCCUUCGUCGAGGUGGGCGGACUGCACUUGGAAGAGCCCAAACCAUUGCCAGACGACAUACAGAAGUUCCUGGACGACAGUCCACACGGUGUGAUCUACUUCAGCUUGGGAUCGAUGGUGCGAGUUGAGACCUUCGACCCGGAGAAGUUCAAAGCGAUUGUGGACGCCUUCGCGUCCGUACCCCAACGCGUUCUCUGGAAAGCCGACCCGGUCAACCUCCCGGGACUGCCGCCGAACGUCAGAGCUCAGAAGUGGAUCCCACAGAACGAUGUUCUGAAUGACCCCAACGUGCGGCUCUUCAUAUCGCACGGCGGGCUGCUGGGCAUGCAGGAGGCGGUGGCUGCGGGGGUGCCGACUCUGACGCUGCCGCUGUUCUCGGACCAGUUCGUCAACUCGGCCAGGGCGGUCGCCGCCGGCAGCGGCCUCCAGCUGCUCUACGACGACAUCGACGACCGCUCGUUCCGCGAGGCGCUCCAGCGGCUGCUCAGCGACUCCAGGUUCCGCGAACGCGCCAAACACCGGUCGCAGCUGUUCCGGGACCGCCCCCGGCCGCCGCUGGAGGAGGCGGUGUACUGGGUGGAGUACGUCAUCAGGCACCAGGGGGCGCCGCACAUGAGGUCCGCCGCGCUGGACCUGGCCUGGUACCAGUACCUGCUGCUAGACGUCGCUGCCUGCGUGGUGGCUGCGUCGUGCUGCGUCAUAUCAGCGCUCUACCUCUUCUCGAAACUAGUGCUGCGGGUCUUAUUUCGAGGGCAGGAGGAAAACGUCAAAUUAAAACUGACAUAAUAAGUACCUCGAGAACUUUACACGUUACCGCCUUUUCGAAACAACUUCGGUUUCGAUCGUAAAAGGCCUGGUCGCGGCACAGUCAAUAGCCGUAGUUCCUGUUGCGAAACUUCUGUGCACUUAUCUAUAGUAGACGAACAAUUGCGUGAACGCAGUCGAUUCUGAAGAGUGUCUGAUUGUGUGAUUGGGGAUGUGUCUAGAGAAUGCUUUGCAUUUCAUCGUGUGAUGUUUCGGAAAUACACAUAAACAGAUUUCACUAGUCAUCCAGCGUAUCAUCUCGUUCUAAAUGCGUGGGAAAUAUAUUUGUCCCAGUUGAGAAUUCCUCUGCCUGAUACUGGGACGUUUGACUGUGCAAUAGGCCGCAUAACGAAUCGCUCUGUUCCUUUCAACAGAGGAUUAAAAGUCAAAAAUAAAAACAAAAGUUAUAAAUAAUCCUAAUACAAUGGUCGCUAUCCAUCGCAACGGCUGCGAUCGGUAGCGAUAUAGGCACACUGUAAAUAUAGAGCGAGUCAUAGAUUUCAGUCUGGAGACACAUACAUCAUAUAUAUAUAUAUAUAUAUAUAUAUAUAUAUAUAUACACUACCAUCUCGGCUGAGAAGACUCUAAGUCUGCAAUGGACUCAGUAUUGAACCGCACUCUGUGUACUUAGGGGUAUAAAAUGAAGAGUGACAAGAAAAAGACAACUAAAGUAAGAAAUAUAUUUAUGUUUGGUGCAGAAAUCUUCCACAAAGGUAAUUAUUUCAAAACGGUGCCAUAGCUUUUUGGAUUUACAGAUAAUGAAUUUUUACAUUCCGUAAAAACGAAGACCAUUGUUCCGUGCGUGGGUGUAUAUAGAUCUGAAUACAAUAUAAAAUCUCUCUCUUUUCUUCAUGGUCUCCCUCAAGCAUUAGACCAAUCAGUACUUUGCGACUUCUUGAUUCAGUCAUCUUCUGUGGAGUCUACCAACGUUCAUUCUUUCUUUAGAAUUUUGUUACAGCAGUUGUUUUGCAGCACGUUAAUCCCUCAUUCUAUACGUUCUUUUCAUUCCUUAAUCCUUUCAUUUAAAUUGUAAAUUCCUACAUUUCUCCAGAUUAUCUCGUUUCUUCAUUCGCCUCCUCUUGUUACUGCCUGGACUGCUCUCAACAAUCUCAUGUCGGCUGCUUGGAGUCGGCUAAUGUGUGCUAGAGUUCAUAGUCCAGUUUUCACUUUCAUAUAGUCCACAGUGAACUACAAUAACUUUAUAAAAUUUUAGCAUGGUGUCCUUUCGUACUUUUGAUAGAACCAUACGUCACAUUAAAUCUCUAAAUGUUUUUUUCAUUAUCCACUUCGGCGAGCUGUGGUAUGUCACAGCCCAAGAAUCUGCAGAUGUUAACUUGUUCAAUAAUUCUUUUUAACAUCAGUUUGCAUCUUAAACGUUGUGAACCUUGGAAUGCCGUAGAAUUCCUUUUUAUCUCUCGAUAUGAUUCAAUUACGUUUCACUGCUAUUUUAAACAGUUCACAAAGUGCUCUCUGUAAUAAUAUACUGAACGUAUUGUAGCAUUGCUGUAAUAUUUGUAUACACAGCAAAUUAAAAUCAUUUAACCACAAAAGGACAUUACUGCAAUGCAUGUUUAAAUCAGGGUGGAAUGACACACAAGGCUUGUACAAUACAAAUUUGUAGUGUCAUUUAUGCUUAAAGUUUUAUUGUCAAGAUUAAUAUUGCAAAUCUGUAUAAGGAGUGGCUAAGCAGUUGUGUGAAAACUAAGAAGGUAACAAGUAAUUAAAUAAGACGAAAAUUUUCAUUUCCAGAAGUGGUGGUAAGAUAUUGAUCACAGUUGCUGUUCAGUCCAUGUGAGGAACGAACAGCAAUGGAAAGCUCAGGAAUGUGUGUAUUGUUGUGUUGAGUGAGUAGAUGUACACUCAAAAAUGUCUUACGAAAAUUACUCUAUGGAGUCUUCCUGCUUAUUAUACAGUAUUAGUAGAAGAUAUCAGUUGCUUUGAGACUUAACACCACGUGUCAUUCUGAUGUGAGACCCAUUCUCAGAUGUAGCUACACAGUAGCUGUCUACCUGCAACACGUGAUUUAAAGUAGUAUCUUAUGACAUUAUUGGUGUCAAAAGCUCUGUGGUUGUUCUCGCCCACCAGAAGCUGUAACGAAAGUCUAGCUGGCAGCAGUUCAUGUGAGUUCAUGAGCAUCUCACAAUAUAUGAUGAGCUAAGAAUUAAUAGGAUGAACCACGCUGAAGAAACAUCUGGUAGACUAAGUGAAAUUUUUCUGUACAUUUCCACUUCUUGAGCCAACUGAAAGCUGAUCCGGUAAUUUGCUGUGAUAAUAAUACGAAACUUUCAACAAAAGUGAAUAUGGUCAAAGAAGGUACAAAAUGCUCCAACUUGGGUACAUGGGUAUAAGUACUCAGCCAUUUGAUGCUCUCAUCUUGGAAAUGACAUUAAAAUUAUGUAGUGAAAUACUGAAGGCCAAUCAUAAGGUCAAAAUUGUAGUAUCAAAUUUGUAACUCUUCUUAUGCGAGUAGUUAAACAUUAAUCUCAGCGCAUCACAGAUAUUUUUAAUUUCAGGGCGUUGUUAUCCACUUCAGAUGAGAUUCCACAUAUGUGGAAUACUGGAUUUCAGAAAAAUAUAGACCGUUCUACAACAAGUACUUGGUAUGUCAAACAUGAAAUGCAAUGUCUACAUCUCCAGAAAACAAUAGUGAACACGUGAUACAAUUCUCCUUAAUGUUGUGUACUCUCCUCAACAUAAAAAUAAUAUUCUCAGGUUGCUCUUCAGAGCUGAUUACGUAGGAACAUACAAUUUAUUGUUGUAUAAUUCCACCAAAGAAAUUAAAAACUAUAAUAAUUACAA
Messenger RNA from Schistocerca piceifrons (Central American locust), 4506 nucleotides. RefSeq names its product UDP-glycosyltransferase UGT5-like. Gene Ontology annotation, molecular function: UDP-glycosyltransferase activity. NCBI's taxonomy places the organism in Eukaryota, Metazoa, Arthropoda, Insecta, Orthoptera, Acrididae. The transcript is spliced from 7 exons. The coding region runs from base 130 to 1689 and encodes 519 amino acids. The record is from RefSeq and is a predicted model, not a curated record.